Molecule: messenger RNA, 31665 nt
Organism: Podarcis lilfordi (Lilford's wall lizard)
Lineage: Eukaryota; Metazoa; Chordata; Lepidosauria; Squamata; Lacertidae
Source: the annotation of a GenBank genome assembly
UGGCAACAACCUAGUUUUCAGGUAAGUCUGCAUUAUUAGAUUUCAUGGUGGAGCACAAAUUACCUCAGACAGUGCUUUUUCCCCCCCUAAAUUUUUUUUUAGGGGUACUCUCAUUUUCCUACUCAUAUUGAAAUACUGCCCCUCAAGGAGGCCAAACUUAGAUUCACAAACUGUUUAGGGGUAUACUUACCCCUGCAUCUCCCCAGAAAAAAAUGCACUGACCUCAGAUAACGAUGCUCUGUUAUUGAGUGGUAAUAUCAAGAGUGGAUGACCCAUUCCCAUCAGCCAUAAUGUUUUUAUUUAAAGAAAGACAAACUUGAACCUCCUCAUAUUUACCAUAUUUUUUGCUCUAUAAGACGCACCAGACCACAAGACGCACCUAGUUUUUGGAGGAGGAAAACAAGAAAAAAAAUAUUCUGAAUCUCAGAAGCCAGAACAGCAAGAGGGAUUGCUGCGCAGUGAAAGCAGCAAUCCCUCUUGCUGUUCUGGCUUCUGGGAUAGCUGCGCAGCCUGCAUUCGCUCCAUAAGACACACACACAUUUCCCCUUACUUUUUAGGAGGGAAAAAGUGAGUCUUAUAGAGCAAAAAAUUCGGUAAUUAUAAGAUCCCUCCCCCUGCAAUAAAAUUCUAAGAACUUGCCUCCUCUUGAAGCUUAACCAGGCUGAUCCUUGAGAGUUGCCUGCCUGCUUUAAUGGGAGUCGAAUGGUCUCAGACUACAGGUGGACUGAACUGAUCGAUCGAUCCUACAUACAAAACCAUUUCUUCUGUGCAGAAAUCCAGUAUGUCAGGAAGAAGAAAUCUCUCCUGCCCCACUCCCUGUUUUCUGGAUGUGGAUUUUUUUUUGUUUUGUUUUGGGGGAGCAAGGGGGAGCAUUUAAUUAUGUAAGCUCCCACCUGUAGCCUGAAGUGAUGCAGCCCAGAUACAAGUUUACAACCUGAGUGAGAACUAGGCCUGGGGGCGAAAUAAAACACUACACUAUUCAGUUACACAGCAUUAGUCCCUUGUGAAUCCUGCAUCAGAGCUGCAGGCCUGCGGUGCAGAGAUUAGUAGGGAAACAGAUGCUAUAGCAUGUUCCAAGGGGCUCUAAAGACAAGAUGUCAGCUUCCAAGCAGGUGAUGGUAAUAAAAAUAAGGAAAACGUAAGUUCCUGAUUUGGUGAUAUAGAUAUAGAUGUGAGCUUGUGGGGUCAGUCUGUAUGAUGCCUGAGUCUCUUCUAAUUCCGAGGGUCCUGGAUCCAGCAAGGGUUAAAAUCCAGUGGAGGAUUCCAACGUUGAACUAGCCAGGCAAGCUCUUUGGCGAGUUAAUGGCCCUAAGUACAGAAGUUGCUCUGGUUGUGAGAACGACAAUAUCCAGUGUGUGUGAGAGAGAGCUGAACUAGAAGCAGGCAGGAGCCCCAGAGUGAGAGCCACGCUAGAUUUCUGUUUGGCUCCAACGCUGUGAAUAUGGGAGAAACAAGCCCAUCUGGGGUGCUAAUGCACUGAGUCCUUCAUGUAGGGCCAGCUCAAGACAUUUUGCUGCCUGAGGCAAAGGACAAGAUAGCGCCCUCCCUCAAAGCACACAUAGAAGCCAAUUGGACUGGUAGUUGAAUUUUACUCCAUUGCUGGUGAAAGGAGUGUGUCUUCCACUGUACUUGAGGGCAGCAAGCUAGCAUAGGAAUGUAUGCACCAGGUGUGGACCCAUGCCUGCCCUCUGACUGGAAUGGGAUGAAAAUUUAUGUGGGAAGGUCAAUCAUUUUUUAAAAAACAUUUAUUUAUUUAUUAUUUUAUUUAUUUAUUUAUUUAUUUGAUUUGAUUAUUCAACUUUUACAUUAGCUGCCUCAACCUGAUUGCGGUCAUAACCUAAAACCCGUGAAAAUAGUUUUUGAACAGUACAAAACCAACUCAAGACAGGAUGUUUUUUUUAAAAAAUACAGAUAGGUCUGAGGCCAUGUUGCUGUUUUUUUGACAGGUUCUGCCCUGUUGCUUUUGAAUGCAGCCUGACAAGCAGAUAUUGCUUUCAACAGUCAGCUGACAAGCUGAAAUUAAGCAAAUAAAGCUUUCCCUGUCACUUUUAUCUCCAUGCAGAGAUGUGAAGGCCCACAGAGAAACUAAAGAUUUGGGGCAAGUGGAAGAAAAAUAUAUUUGUCUUUUAAAUGUUCUGUGAAGUGCUUGGAACAUUGUUGGUGCUAGGUAUAUGAUGAAUAGUGACAGUAGAACAUGGGUAGGCAAACUAAGGCCCGGGGCCCGGAUCCGGCCCAAUCACCUUCUAAAUCCAGCCUGCAGAUGGUCUGGGAAUCAGCGUGUUUUUACAUGAGUAGGAUGUAUCCUUGUAUUUAAAAUGCAUCUCUGGGUUAUUUGUGGGGCAUAGGAAUUCAUUAUUUUUUUCCAAAAUAUAGUCCGCCCCCCCCCAGGUCUGAGGGGCAGUGGACCGGCCCCCUGCUGAAAAAGUUUGCUGACUCCUGCAGUAGAAGUUCUUCUGCUUUAGGCCCCUUCUGCACUAUACAUUUAAAACACUUAAAACACUGCUUUAAGCAGCCAUGGUUCCCCCUGCCUCAAAGAAGAAUUCUGGGAACUGUAGUUUGUUAUAGUUCUCAGAACUCUGGGAACUGUAGCUGUGUGAGGGGAAUAGGGGUCUUCUAACAACCCUCAGCACUUUGUUUUUUGUUAGCUGUUUACUGUUACAGUGGUACCUCAGGUUAAUAACUUAAUUCAUUCCGGAGGUCCGUUCUUAAGCUGAAACCGUUCUUAACUGGAGGUACCACUUUAGCUAAUGGGGCCUCCCACUGCUGCUGCGCUACCGCUGCGCAAUUUCUGUUCUCAUCCUGAAGCAAAGUUCUUAACCUGAGGUACUAUUUCUGGGUUAGUGGAGUCUGUAACCUGAAGCGUCUGUAACCUGAAGCAUCUGUAACCCGAGGUACCACUGUAUACACUUGGCAGAAAGGUGGGAUACAAAUCUUUCAAUUUAAUAAUAUCAUGGGCCCUGCUAAUCGCCAGCAUUCCUAUUUUAUGGCAGGUGAGAAGUUAAUGAUUGCAAACGGGAAAUUGAACUGACACUUCCCAAGUCCAUGGCUAAUGUUAUAUUUUUCAGCAUGUAUGGAUGUUUGUUUACAUUAUAUUCCAUUAAUGAAACAGUUACGUUUUCUUCUGAAUUGGUUUUGUUCAGCUAUAAUAAUCCCAGAGCAGCCAUCUCCCACAUUUUUCCAAGCCACAGGGAUGGAUGUAAACAAACAUUUUUGUAUUAUUAAAGGAGCAGAACAAAAAUGGCAGCAAUGUCCCUCCUGGGCUAUGUCACUUCAGAAAGAAUUCCCAAGUUUGCCCAUGACAAUACUUGGGGGACCUGAUGUUCUGGGACUCUGCGUACAUAAACUAAUGAGGAGGGGGGCAAAUAAUACCAACUCAUAUGUCUCCUACAAUUGUCUAGUUAAAUAAGUGGCAAAAUGUCUGUGACGGUAUAAGCACAUCAUAGGAUAAAAAGAAAAUGCACAUUGAUGGCACUGUUGCUGGCUAAAUCGCAAAAGCAAAAGAAGAUAUAAUGAGCAAUGAUGAACCUUAUUCAUGCAUUUUAUUUAUGCAUAAAUAAUGGCAGAGUAUUAACAAUGAGAAAAGAUUUUUUCUCCAUUAUGCAAAAAACAAAAUAAAUACAUUAUGCUGUUAUUCAGAACUUGGUUAACUACUUUCCUUGAUUAUGAGGCUGGUUCACACGUACAUGCAUGUCACUUGAUGAGGGCAACGCCAAACAAUGAGUUGUGGGGGGUAAAUGGGCCUUUGCUGAUAGAGCACUACAGAUUGAUAUGAUGUGAGAUUUCAAUGCUUUUCAGUGGAAUCAUUUCAGACAUGUACAACGCCGUGCCAAUACAUAUCUUCUCAGAUGAAACUUUCGCUGAGUUGAGGAUUGCCAUGAAAAUCCAGACAAAGUUGUUGACAACAAUCCACCUGGACGCCAUUUUGACAGUCCGAUUCCUGGACGUAUGCGGGGAAACCCAGAUGUAUGACAGCCCUAGCUGAGUUCAGUAGAGCCUACUCCAGGUAAGUGGGUAUUCACUUACUUCGGAGUAAGUGUCAUUGGACUCAGUGGGACUUCUGACUAGACAUAUAUAGAACUGCACGGCUGGUUGGAUGUCAUCAGGUAUUCAAAUAUAUAAAAACAAUCAAGUGACAACCAGGCAGUCAGAGCUAUAUGACUGUGAGAGACGCAUGUGAGCUACUUCAGCUGAAAACUGCAAAGGUGAUACAAAAGUGCUCUAUGUGAUGAGUUAUUUACAAAUGCAAGCACUGAUUUGAUUCUUGCAUUGGCCAAUAAAUGAAAACGCAUGGAAUCACACAGGUAGGAGACUUAAAGGCCAUCUAGUCCAGUCUUCUGUUCAAUGCAAUUCAAGAUGCAACUUGACAACAUCUGCAUCCCUAACAGAUGGUCAUCCAGCCUGUGCUCAAACAAAUAAGAGUUUUCCCCCUUUUCACCCCCUCCCCAAAACAAGCUGUUCCCCUGUUGAACACCUCUUACUGGUAGGAAAUUACUCCCAAUGCCGAGUGGGUGCAAACCAGCUUUAAACUGACUCCUGUUUUGCAAAUAACACCCAUGAUUGCAACCCUUAGCACCUAGCUGUAAAGGGGCUUCCAGUUCUUCUGAUUCGGUGCUUUAAUGCUAAGCCAAACACCCAUAAAUUAGCUGUAGGAAGAGAUCCAUGUUUCAAAAGGGCUUUAAGCAUCAUUGGUGCAACUUUGCAUCUAUGGCCUGUGCACACAGGUCAAAAUGUCCCAUAUUCAUUUGGAAGGCAGGCAGAGUGAGAAUUUGCAAGGGUUGUGCAUGGUUAACAUGAAAGUUGUGGCUUUGGGCUGAAGCAAUGCUCUAUUUAAGCAUGCUUGUUCCAACUCUAACAAGGAGGUUGGUGAUUUAAGCCCACCCAGGGAUGGCUGUGGACAGGAUUCCUGCAUUUCAGGGGGUUGGACUAGAUGACCCUCGGGGUCCCUUGCAACUCUACAGUUCAACAUUUCUAUCUCUAGGUAUUUUAGAUGUUGCUUAAGCAAUUUCAAAUAACAGCUGUUGUAUUAAAUGCAAGACACCAAACUAAUCCAUGCAAUGGAUAUAUCUCCUGCUCCACCUUCACAGCAGAAAAUUCCCUAAUACAUCAUUCUGAAAACCUCCACAACGAUGCUUGUUUAGUUCCAUGCUCAAGUUUUGGACACUCAACCAAAUUAUAGUUCCAUAUUAGAGGUCCUUUCCUUGUAAAAUUCUAGCUGCGUUGCUUUUGUUAUGCUGGCUUCAAACUUAUAUUUAGACCAGGCAGAGUCCCAGGAAAAUGUUGGGAUGUGUUCUUUUCCCUAUAUUCCUACCUUUUAAAAAAAAAUGAAAAUGAAAUGGCAACUGCAUUCUCUCUUCCUCUAUUCAACAUAAAGAGCUCAGCACUCCACAACUGCGAGGGAAGCUGAUAGUCACACCUCAUGGCUUGCCAUGAUAAUGGCAUUUAUAAUAGCACUGAGGCAGCGCUUCAGUCAAGUAGUACUUCCAUUCUCCUGUCUGUAUUGCAGCAAUACUCCUCCUCCACUUUAGGCAACAAAAGUUUGAGAAACUCUUAUUCAAUCAAGGCAGAUCAAGUUGUACCUCAUGUGGAUUUGGGUGUGCAUUUCCCACACCCAAGACUAUAGGGUUCACUUCAGUAGUUGUAAGUGCCCACUGCCAUGUGUAUACGUGUCAGUGUCGUUCAGUUAGGUAAUGGUCUUCCUGCUUUUUUGCCCUGGACUUCUGCCUUGACAGAACUUUCUGCCUUACAUCUUUAAACAAGCCUAAAGAGCCUGUUUUACUUCCAGCAUUAUAACUCCCUGAAAAUGAGGCCCAGAAGCUUCUCAGUGCUGCUUUCCCUGAAGUAUGUGAUAGGAAGAAAGGGUUUAAGGUGCAUGCUGGCAUGCACAACAGGGAACACCAGAACACACAGGUUUUCAGAAUGGAGUUCAUCUAAAGUAGGCAUAGGCAGGCCAGCCCAAGCAUUAGGCAUGCUGAAUCAAGUGACUGGUAUGUCAGUCUUGUCUACAGUGAGUGACUACUGUUCCUCAUGGUUCAGACAGGGGACACCUCAGGCUCUCCCAGGAAAUGCCAGGCCUUGAACCUUCUGCGUAUAAGGCAGAUGUUUCACAUUUCACAGGCAGGCUGCUUACAGUCCUAUCCACAGAACAGACCUGCUUAAGUAGGAAAGGAUCACACACAAGUAUCCCUCGUGACAGCACAGCAGCAGCUCAUCGCAGUCAUCAGCUUAGUCUGAUGGUCCAUGGCAUAUUACCUUUUCCCGUGUCCUGUUUCUGUCUGUUAUUUGCCCAUAGAGAGUCUGUACAUUCCAAAUAUUUCCAUUUCAUUGAACGCUGUGCUUCUUUAGCAUAUACUACUACUACUAAUACUACUACUUUAUUAUUUAUACCCCGCCCAUCUGGCUGGGUUUCCCCAGCCACUCUGGGCAGCUCCCAAUCGAAUAUUAAAAACACAAUACAGCAUUAAACAUUAAAAACUUCCCUAAACAGGGCUGCCAUAUGGCAAAAUCCUAUUUCCAGCUGGACCUUUUCUGUCUUUCCUGUCCAUUCAUUUAUUUUGGGGGAGUUUUGCAAUAUGAAUAAUAGAAUUUCCAAGGCCUUUUUUCUGACUUGAAGGGGAAAGUAUAACAUUCCCCCUACCAUCUUCUACGUUGUCUUUUUGCAGCCAAGUCAGAUUUUCCUUUUCGUUGUUGCGGUCUAGUUACAUGUGAAGGCCGAAAUGCUCCUUCAGUUGUUCAUGGUCCUGAUCCUGGCUUGUCUCACACCCUCUUAGCGCAAAAUUUCAAAGCCAGAAACAGCUGCAACAGGUGCCAGGCUGGUUUCAUUUUAAUUCUCCCACCCUUCCAGCCCUUCCAAAGCCACCCCCUCAAUUUCGAUCUUGCGGGCUCCCCAAGAGAGGUCUCUCUUGCACACCCAGCACUGCUAUGUUCCCAUCACCAUGCCAACGAAUCAGAUCCCAUUACACUGGGAAGGAAAUGCUCCUCCUCUGCCCGGUGAACGGAGUAAAAUGGGCAGAAAAUGCACUCAAGGUUUGCCACUUGUUUGCGGCUGGCAAAUUAGUCUUGCAUUAAGUUUUUAAUGUGACAAGCUUGUUCACUCUCCUCUGAAGAUUGCUCAAGCAGGCAGCAGUGCUGGGAGAGAGGCAGAGGCAAAGGGAACAGACAGAAGGUGCUUGGGAGGGGUGGGAUAAAGGCAGCCUGUAUCUCACCAGAGCAGAUGGUGUGUGCGAAUGUUUGGAUGCAUCCCCACUGCACAGGCACACGGACGCCCCUCUGUCGAUGAUGGCAAGGCAGCUGGGUUACUAUUGCAAGUCGGAGAGUUUCAGAUGGUUUGGGAGCCUGGGAGGAAGGGUAAUGUGAGUGGUCCAAAAAGAAAGAAGAAAUGAGAUGCUGGACACCCCCAAAGCUUUCUAGUGGCCACAUCAAUAGAGACACUGAAAGACCAUUGUGAAAAUUGCUACUUUCCCCUUCAAAGGAAGAGGCAGAAUGGCUAUUUCCACAGAGGGGCAUGAGCACAUCCGAGACCAGUCUGUGAGUUUGCUUCACUUUAGUGUGGUGUCAUGGUUAACUGUCAGAGUGGUGGACUAGGACCUGAGAGAACAGGGUUCAAAUCUCUGCUCAGCCGUGAAGGCAAUCAUCGCUCUCCCUCCCUCUCUCCUACCACACUGGGUUGUUUUGAGGAUAAUGUUUGGGAGAAUGGAGGGAGAAAUAUGUGUGCUACCUUGAUCUCUUUGGAGCAGGCAUGUCCAAAAUCCAUUUCAGGCGCGCAAUCCGGCCUGCUGGUCGGUUAAAUCUGGCCCCUGUGGCAGGUUUUUUCCUGGGCUAAAAUCCUAAAACUCCAACCCUAAAAACUCCAAGCCUAAAAAAAAGCUCAACAACUGUGGGGUAAAAUUAUAAAAGGUCAACUACAACUUUGGUUGGCCCCCACAGCCCUUCACUUCAUCAAAUCUGGCCCACUGACACUACUGCAGUUUGGAGGAAAUGUGAGCUUCAAGUGGAAUGAAUGAAUGAAUGAAUGAAUAACACUCUGGCAGCUCUGUGUGAAUGGAUGGGAGAGUAACAAUGUAAUGGUUGUUUUACACACGUUAGCACAUACUUUAUUCCCUCCAGUUAUUAGUAAAACUGUAAUUCUUUAUCAUUCAGCUCUUCACAACUGGUGACUCCAAAGUCAAAAGAAACCCAUCACCAAUGUGUGAUGGGUCACCCUGCAAUGCCUCUCCUCCUUCCCUUGGUAUAUGGUGUAUAUCCCUUUAGAUAGGGGAAGGUGGCUAUCCUAUCUCCUCUCAGUCUCCUCUUUACCAGGCUAAACAUACCCAACUCCCUCAACCGUUCUUCAUAAGGCUUGGUUCCCCGACCCUUUAUCCUCUUGGUCACCCACCUCUGCACACGUUCCAGCAUGUCAAUAUCCUUGUUAAACUGGGACACCCAAAACUGGACACAGUUUUCCAGGUGUGGUCUGAACAAGGCAGAAUAGAGAGGUACUAUUACUUCCCUUAGUUGGGACACUAUGCUUCUGUUUAUGUGAAAAGUAAACUACAUUUCCCAGGGACCUUUGAGGGAAGCCAUGUUAAAUGUGCUUUAAAUGCAUGGUUUGUACACAGCCCCUGUGUCAAGCUUGCAGUAAAACACCAGUCUGGAGUCUGAGACAGCAACAGGCGAGGGAGGAAUAAAGCAGAGAGCCCCCCAGCAAAGAGAAUUGAGACUUUUUACUCCACUGCCCAGCUUUUAGCUUAAGUUCCCUGGGCCCCUUUUUUAUUGCCUCACCUAAUUUCUCCAUUCAAGCAGAGACACCUCUGGCAUUAGGGGAAGCAAAGUCCCCCACUACUUGCCCUUUGGUUUGAGAAGUAGGACAUAUCCACACAGCGCAACUGCGCAAGUGAAUUGGUUCCCAACAUAUUUUAGGAUAUUCUUUAUGCCUAGGGAAAUUUCUGCCAAUGCUUCUGGGGGGGAUGCUUUUGGGGGGGAUUACUUCUCCUCUUUCAUCUCAUCCAAGCACAGUCCCAUAGAUCACAGUCCACAUAGGAUGGGGAGCUUCCUCCCACACUGGGUCCCUUGCCGGAUUCAGACAGUUGCAAGGGCUACCAGUAAGACCUGCUGUGCUGUAUGUUGUCCCGUGUGACAUUAACCAGUGUCAGUCACAGGGAGUUACUGCAUUACAAAGAAACCUACAGAUGCAAUGUUGAAUGGGGAAGCUGAACAAAAGGCUUUCCUUUGUUAGAGGCUGCGAGAGUCUCAGGUCCUUUGUCUUUCAGACAAGACCACCUAAGACAUCUAGUGCUCCAGGCAAACAAAUCCAAAUGGCAACCCCCUCCCUUGGCAGUAAAAAAAAUAUGUUAACAAUAAAUUAUAGACACUCCGAUGAAUGCCCUUCAAUUGCUGCCGAAAGGCAACCGCCUUCCUCUGCCUAAUGGUAGGGCCAGCUCUGCUCCCAGGCGGUUUCCUCUCCAUCUACUCACCUAAUCUGGAUAGAUUUUUGUCUGCCAUACACCACCAUCCAUUUAUCACUCGGUGCCAGUCAUUCCAGGGAAUCUCUUAAUUUUGAGGUCUUUUUAGCACCCAUGGGUGGAAGUGGCAGUCGGCUGGCACUGCUCAAAGCUGGGCAGAGCUAAUGUAGGCAGGUGUUGAGCAACUUUGAAUCACAGAGUGCAGCAGCUUCCCUGCUAUUUUCCAGCGUGGCACAGAUUGUGUGAGAGGUUGGAUUUCAUCCUUUUAUCUUCUUGUGCUUUGCAACCAGAAGCAUGCCCUGCAUUGACUGGCACCACCAGAAGCUUAGAUGUCUUUUCCUGUUUAUACAGAAACAUCCAGAAGGAUCUGAGCCCCAUUGGAUCUUGUCCUGGAUUUGGUACAGGCAUCCCUCCCACUUACGCGCGAUCGUGUGUGGCUGUGUAUAUGCACAGCACCGAGAAAUAAAGAAAUAAUUCGUUUCAAACCCAGAAAGGGCAGGAGAGUGCCGGGGAGACCUCGUGGCUCGUGAGGAGACCCUCCCCAAAGCCUGAAGAGGAUGUAAAUGAGGGCGCAGGAAGCCACAGCUGGGCUUUGUUUAUGCUGCUCAGCCUCCCCACCUCACAGCUUCAAUUCCAGUUGUGGAUAUUUUGGGAUAUGGUACUUUUGGUCUGGAUUGGAAAGAGAGUGGCAGAGAGGGAGUUUAAAGGGCAUUUAGAGGGUGCUCCCAACUUUACGUGAUUUCACUUGUGCAUGCAGGACCCCAGAACUGAACCCCUGCAUAAGUGAGGAGUCGCCUCAAGCACAGGGGUGGGGAACCUCUGUCCUGGGGGCCCAAAUGCAGGCCCCUCUGUGUGGCCCUUGACAUUCUCCUCAAUCCACACCAGCUCCCCAGCCACGUCAGGCCACGCUCACUCACCAAACCUGUGUCAUAUCCUCCUAGGGUGCUUAUGCCUGGCUGGAAUGCAUCCUUAAACUCCGUGCUCAGGAUAGCUCAGUCAGUAGAGCACGAGACUCUUAACCUCAGGUUUGUGGGUCUGAGCCCCAUGUUGGGUGAAAGAUUCCUGCACUGCCAAGUGUUGGUCUAGAUGGCCCUCAUGGUCCCUUCUAGCUCUACAAUUCUAUGAUUCUGUGAAGAUGACUUUGCUUGCCUGGGCAGAGGAUAGAGGGGUGUGUGGGUGUGGGUGUGAAGAAACUGGACUACCGUACAGAGGUAAAAUGUACAUCCGUUGCUCCACCCAACAUAGCCCGUGGAAGCUCUCCCAGGGAAUAAAUGUGGGCCUCAGGCUGAAAAUGCCCCCCACUUCAGCUCUAGUUGUUUCAGACGUGAGCAGCAGAGGAAGCUUCCUCCUUCUGCAUAGGUUGAGGCCAGAGCUUUAGCUUCCAGAGCUUUAGCUUCUAUCCAUUGAGAAUGGCUAGAAAGCAGUCCUAUAGGGAAGGGAUGUAUUUAUGGAAUUUUAUUUCAGAGAUUGUUCUCUCUCUCUCUCUCUCUCUCUCUCUCUCCAUGUGUGUGUAUUGGGUAUCUUAUCCUUCAAACAAAUUCCCAGGGCAGCUCAACUGAGCCAAGUCCUUAUCAGUUUAAACUUGCUGAACUGAUAAAAGUGCAGGAAGAAGAUGCAUCCCACGCAUCUCUCUCCUUCUUAAGAUGCCAGCAGGCUAACUGGGGAGAAUGUGAUUUUUCAGAUAGCCUGGGCCCCAUCUACACUGAAGCCCCUUUUGCUUGUGAUGCAUCACUCUGCUAGCAUUUUUUAAUGAAUGCAGUCGCUGCUCCCGGGGCACAUGUUGUGGAAUAUGACGCUGUUGCAUCUCUCCGGCUACGUCUGCUGAAAUUCCCUCUUCCACACCAAGCCCUCUGACUGUCCUCUUUGGGAUUUGGCUCUUUGGGAUGUGGCGCUGUGGUCUAAACCACUGAGCCUCUUGGGCUUGCUGAUCAGAAGGUUGGUGGUUCAAAUCUGCACGAUGGGGUGAGCUCCCGUUGCUCUGUUCCAGCUUCUGCCAACCUAGCAGUUCGAAAGCAUACCAGUGCAAGUAAAUAAAUAGUUACUGCUGCGGCAGGAAGGUAAAUGGUUUUCCGUGUGCUCUGGCUUCUGUCACGGUGUUCUGUUGUGCCAGAAGUGGUUUAGUCAUGAUCCGGAAAGCUGUCUGUGGACAAACGCCGGUUCCCUCGGCCUGAAAGCGAGAUGAGCGCUGCAACCCUAUAGUUGCCUUUAACUGGACUUAACCAUCCAGAGGUCCUUUACCUUUACCUCUCUACUUGUAAUAUGAAGAACCAGAAUCUAAAGAAGUCCUUUAGGGUUUGCCUGAAAACAUGAGCACAUUUAGUAGAAUUUCCAACUUCCUGCCACAUUUGAAUAGCAAGAGCGCACACACAUCUCAUGUGCCACAUGUCCCCCUCCCCAAAUCUGCUUGAGGAAGAGUUGAGAGAUGCCACAGGUGGGAGAUUGUUCUGCCUGAUGCUUCCACUGGUGGAAAGAUCACCUUAGCGUGAUGCUGAAUUCCACCCUUUUAUCUGCCAUAUCAGAUUUCCGAGUUUAAAGAGUGCCUUCAGCUCCAUCAGUGAUUCUAUCUAGGGCUGCCAGAAAUUCAAGAUUGCCUCUUAUUUCUGCAUAUUUUAGCUCCUUAGAAUACAACAGAUGUCUCUUAUUUCACACCACAGAUCUUUGGGACACAAUAGAUGUCCGUCACUUUGCCACAUUACAGUUCAGACCAUAAUGGAUGUCCCCUGUUUUAGACACCAUCGUGCUCUGGGGCUUCCCUUAUUUUUGAAAUGUUUAUUUGGUAUCUCUGUUGGAUCUUCCUAAAGCUGCUAAAAAGGAGUUCUUUGGGCAAUGUGCAAUAGGCUGAAACACUGAGUCAGACUAGGGAGAGACUGUGGCUCAGAGGUAGGACAUGUAUUGUGAGUGCAGAAGGUCCUGGGUCCAAUCCUGAACAUCUCUUGGUAGUGCUGGGUAAGACCCCCUUCUGAGACCCUGGGAACCAGCUGCCAGUCAGUGUAGCUGGGGGAACCAUUGACCAUGCUGGCUGGAAUUCAACAGCUGAAAUCCAACAACCUCUUGAUGGCCGCAGGCCCCCAUCUUUGGUGUAGGAGACAAUCCUUACCUAAAUGAAUUGAUGGCCUGAUCAGCUAUAAGGAAACCAGGCAGUAUGAACACCUGUGAGAAAGAACAGACUUGAGGUGUUAACAGGACAGGAAGCGAUGACUAACUAAGGACUUCAGGUCCAUAUAUUGCAUGGUCAAUAGGGAGCACCCCAGUGUGGUAUAAUGGUCAGAGCCCAGACGUGGAGGCCUGGGUUAAAAUCCUUGAUCGCCCAUGAAACUCAUAGGAUAGCCUUGAGCUGGUCAUUAUUGCUCAACCCAUCAUACUUCAUAGGACUAAAUCAUACAGAGAGCUCAUUUGGUAGAGCACGAGACCCCUUAAUCUCAGUGUCAUGGGUUCAAGCCUCACGUUGGGUGAAAGAUUCCUCCAUUGCAGGGGUUGGCCCCUUCCAGCUCUACAGUUUUAUGAUUUGCUCAUUUAUUUAGGUGCAUGCAUACCCUGCCCACUAACUGAAGCUCUCAAGGUGUCUUACAGUAUAUUUAAAACACAAUAAAAUAGACAAUAAUAUAACAGUCACUGCAACAGGGCAAAUGUGUAUAUAAGCCCCAUCCUCACCCCGCCCCCCAUCUUCCAACAAAUGCCAUUCUGCAGCUUAUUCUCCUGGCUUAGAACUUUCUGUUGAAGCAGCUAGAAAUUAGCCCCACACAGGCCAGAAUUUCCUCACUGGGUGGCUGCUGCUGCUGCUGCUGCCUCUCACAGCCUUGGUGACAGAUGCAGGAGGUGCUGGGGAGGCAAAGAUGGUACAAGCCUUCCUCCCAGUUCUCAGUUCUCCCAGUUCCCUUUUGCAUUUUAUAGCUGCACUCAUAAGACUGGGCUUGGCCAUAAACCGCCCCCCCCACAAUGGAGUUGACACUUGGUGGCAGAUGCAGGCUUGGAUAAUGUGUGAAGUGGCCUGCAGCAGAAAUCUAGGAAGAUUUUAUCAUGCAUCUCUGGUUGAUGGGUUCUGUUAAUCUUUUUCUGCUGCUGCUGCUUCUCGCAGAAUGCAUUUCCCAUCAAAGAAGGCAAUCUGUUCAGACUGCAGAGUAGACACUUCACCUAGGAGCUUGUAUAACUAUUAGUGCGAUGGGUGUUUUUGAAAGAAAACUAAGUGAUGAGAUCCUGCAUCGGCAAAAGGCAACAUCAAUUUUUAAUAGCAAGCAUCAGCAUUUGUAAAAGUCACGUAAGGUGGGAAAUCGAUGGAGUUCUAAAACGGGCACAACCAAAGAGCAAGCGAAAAGGCCACCCCUCCUUUCUCCGGCAAAGGAAGAGAAAACAGGGUGCUGAGUCCGACACUGCUUGGAAUAGAAGAAGAAAGCUCCUGGGGGCAGAGGGGAGGGUGAGGCCUUUUAUGGAAAACAAAAGGCAGCAAGGAGAGGUCAAGCUUGGCAUAGAAAUCUGGAGUAAGGGCUGGAUGUAUUCAUCCCUUCUGGUUGUAGAACCUAUUCAGCUGUACAGAAAUAGCACUUUGUGCUCUUCUUUCUGAUCAAGGUGGAUGGAUGCAGAAAGAAGGCAGGACCCUCAGAAGACAGCGCCGUGCAGAAGGAUUUCAGCAUGUGGCGCUUGCAUGGCAAAUUGUGGGUGUGUACACACAGGCAUAAGCCGCCUUCUGCACUGCCUUCUGCAGAGCCAACUCCUUGGGGCCAAGGUCCCUUCGCCCCCUCAAUAAAAUAUUUGAGGGGGCGCCCCCCCCAAAUUGAUGGGUAUUGCCAAACAAAUGACGUGUGUACUGCAUGUUGUGACAGAUUAUGCGGAGUGGGGCUUACCUGCCCCCAAUACUUUGUUCAAGUUGGCACCCCUGCCAUGAGGGUCUUAUGCCAUUGUUGGACAGCAUUUGUGUAGCCGCUAUACACCCACACCCACACACCCCACCCUGCACAGUUCCAUAAAGAGUCACCUGAGAGAUACCUAAGCCAUUUGGUAUAUGGGAGGAAUUACCUUGAAAAUAAUUAAGGUUUUCUAAAAAAACCAUAUUUCCACCAAUGUUUUGCUCUUUAAAAGGAGGGGCAGAAGUAUUUGUGCUCAAAGCUAAGACUGCUGAACAGACUCUGGAGCUGUUGUGGGGGCAGGAUUGCUGUUAUUUGUUUUUUGUACCUUUAUUUUAGAUCUUCAUGUGAUAUAUGUGGAAAUUGUUCAGUUUGCUUGUGUACUUUUAAUGUUUUAUUUAUUGUAUUUUUUCAUGUUGUAAGCUGCCUUGAGCAUGGUUUGAACUGUGGAAAGGCAACAAACAAAUAAAAUUAUGUAUGUAUGUAUGUAUGUAUGAAAAGGACAGGCAUAAAUAGCCACCAUCAUUUUUUCCCUCCUUUGUACUUUGAACACAGUUGAAAAGGGGCUGGCUUUCACCAUUUAUUAUUAGUUUAUCAACAUCCUGAAGCUUUGAUCAACUUCAUGUUGUGAUCACUAUAAAUUUUUUCCACCCCAAACCAUAUUAUUUAACUGAUUAGGAUGGCAAUUUGAUAGAUUUGAGGUGCAUCCAUUUUGUGCAUUGCCCUUUAAAAAACAUAGCUGCAUGUUGCCCUUUAAGAAGCCACAAUGUUGAAUCGGUUGGUGUAACAGGGAGCAGACAUGUCAGAAUCCUGAAGUGCCUUUUUUGCACUCCUCAUUCAGUAUAUCAAACUGUGUCAUGUUUCUUGUACCUGCCUGGUAGGGAGGCUCUGAGCAUACUGUACCAUGGGUGCUUUGCAAUAAAACUCACUGAAGUCUGUUAUUAGCCUUGUGUGGUGCCAGAACAAGCAGCCUCUGAGCACACACAGAAUGCCCUGCCAAAAGGGGGGAAAAAAUUUAGGCAUGAGGUUGCCUGCAUGGUAUGAGGAAAGAAAGCCUGGGGGCAUAUGCUGAGUGCAGCAAUUUAACUGUGCAUGCAGCCUGCCCUUCCAAACAUCCGAUAUAUCAAUAAACUUGUAGGAUAUAUUUUUUUUCAAGGAGUGCAGCGGGGCUUGAAAGGGGAGGGAGCAAGGAAACUAAUGUGUGCAGACAGCAAUGAUUUAACAACCAUUCACACUGCCUACAUAGUGUGCAGGUGUGGACACUUGCAAAAUGAUGUCUAUGAAAGUGCUUUUAGGAAACUCCAAACUGAAGCGCUUCCAAGUGUGUGCGUAUCUACUUUAAUUCUCUGCUCUGUACAGCUAGUAAAUGUGCCUACAGAAAAAUCAGAUCUGAACAACCCCUUUGUGACAUAAAACUAUCAUAGGGAAGGACCUCCUGUGUGCCUUCUUCCUCAUCACAUAUGUGCUCCGGAAGCAUGAUUUUCAGCACAAAUCAGAAGAGGAUUGCACCAGCAGAGAAAUGGUUGUCAGGGUAAAUUUUACAGGAGUAUCAGAAUAAACGCCCAGACCACCCAGAGCGAUGUCUGUCUCCAUCGCGUGUAAUUUGGGCUAAACUGAAACCUUCUUCCUUUAAAAGCAGCACUGUCUUUGCUAUUGAUUUCAGUAGGAAUCGGUAAUGUAUACACUGCCAGGUGAUGUUUGCAAUGCAUACAUUGCAGGGCAGUAUAUACAUUCUGAACAGCAACAAGUUUGAAUCAGUGGGAAAUAUAUAAUUUCUAUUGAGAAUAGAACCAGAUGUAAAACCAGCCCUCCUCUUGAUGAUAUGGCAGGGGAGAAGUGGUAACAAAUAUUCAAAUUCAGUAUUCUGUAUUGGACCAUAUUUUUAUUCCUGUAGGAGUGCAACAACUUUAUAUUCUUCCUGACACAUCCCCCCCCCCAAAAAAAAAACACACCUUUGAAAGACAGAAUAAAAAGGAAAGUUAUGGGGAAAAAUUGGUUGCAAAUACUGAUGCUUUGUGGCAGUAAUUGAACUGUUUGCAAGGGAAUCAAACUUAUUUUCUGAAAGGAGAGCUGAUGUUACAGGUAACUCGCAACUUAUGCUUAGUUAACAUAUGCAGGAAUUUUUGAGCACUGCCAUGGAGGUGGAGGACAUUAUGCAGUUGGCCAAGCAAGUGGUGUGAUGGGUUUGUUGGUGUCAUCCAGGAAAAACUGCAAAAGCUAAUUGAGGGCCAAUGGGUAUUGGUUGUUUAAGAGAUGGGGAAACUGGUCAUAUUAAGUUCAGAGUGCAAGGAUGAGGAUGGGGGCAGUGCUGGAGGAAGGGGGUGUGGGGUGUGUGGUCCGCCCUGGGUAUCAUCACUGAGGGAGGUGACAAAAUGAGUUUAAAAUAAAAAAUUGGGCUCACGAAACUUUAUAGGAGUGACGUGGUGGCUUAGGUGCCUGCAGGUUCCGCACUGCCUGGAACAGCAGUGUGGGACUUGCGUCUGCCUACUACCUCUCCCUCAGCCACCCUACAGAUGAGGAGGAGGCGGUGGAGAGGCUCCAAGUGUCAGAGAGGCUCGCCCCACCCCCAUGGGUGGCUCGUCCCGCCCCCAGCUGCAGGACACGCUCCCACACCAGGCACCUGAGCGGCUAGUUACGCCACUGGAUAGGGGUGGGGAGCAUGAGCUAGCAAGCUGCAGGAAUUGUCUCAACUCUUCCAAGUUAUAAAGAUCUGAUUGCAGAGUUUGAUCCUUCCAUGGAAUGCAGCUUCAAGAUCCUCUGUGGGGCUCCAGGCACUCUGAGACCAUACAAGGAAAUGUUUGAUGAGCUCAAGAGUCAACAGCAGUAGCUGCCAAUCACCAUGUUCCUCACUAAGAAAGCACCAGCAGCAGCAGAUGUGCCCAAGCAACCCACCUCUGGGUCUGAACCACAGCCAAGCACUUCUUCUGGCUACUGGUCAAUCCCCUUGGUCAUAUCUGUAGCAGCAUCCAGCAAGGGAGAGAAGGAGGAAGACUAAGAGGUACACUGGAAGCUACAUUCAUCCCUCACCAGUUAGUGUUGUGAUUCCCCUCCUCCCCAGUUUUCUAGUUUUUUAUUUUUUUAAAGUGUUCUGGCUUUACACAAUUUGGCUUAUAGGCACGCUAGCCCAGAGUGUAGCCCUCACAUAAGUUGUGAGUUACCUGUACUAAGUUUUGUGGGUGAUCCUGACCUUUCUCCUCAAGGUGGCGCUCCUGUUGUGCAUUUCCCAGCCAUCAGACCACAAAUGUUGCUGAGACAACCUGAUCUCUCUCCCAACCUGCAAUAGUUGAACAAUAUGUUGAGUGCUGUGUGGGCUGGAUUUUGUAGUAGUGUUACAGGUAGCUACUGGAUAGUUCCCAUGACAUCUUAAUUGAAAGAUGUCAUGUACCCACCAUUUCACAGCCACCUUGUGGUCCCUCCUCCAAUUCAUCUGCCCUUUUCAAAUAAAAAGGGUUCAUGUCAAUUUCAUGCUCCUUCCUUUGAUCAUAAGGAAGUGAUGUUGACCAAAUGCUGAGAACAGCCUUCCUUUGAUGUGUAACCUCUCGCCUGGGGAACUUAUAUAACAGGGAGAGGGAUUUGAGUUGGGAUUGCACAAUAAGGGUAACUGCAAUUGAGGUACAGUUAACCCAUGUUUGCCCGGAUAAGCCUUAAACCCUUAGGAUGGAUAAUGAAUGGCAAGUUCAUGAAACCUUCAGCACAUAGAACAUAUAGGAUCAUGCAUUUGACCAGUGAACACUAUUUCACAUGAGUCCAAAAUGCAGAGCUGCCGUAUGUCUACACUUGCACUCUGUCCAACUCCAGCAAAAUAUUGGUCCACAAAAAGUAUCCUUGUAUUGCAUCUUGGUUUCUCUGGAAGCAGCAAGGCAGCGACUGCCUUUACCAAGGGAGAAAGGAAGUUGGAUUCAAAAAUGCCCUUCUGCUUUGUUUGUGACCCUUUCAGGCCUUAGGGAAGCCCUGCAGCUACUACACUGUGCCUUCCUGUUCAUGCUAGGAUCCUGCUAGGCUUUUUCAAAGCUGAUGUGGCACAGCUGGGAGCAGUCUCCUCUGUUGUGCCUUGAGGGGGUGGAGAAUGUGCAGAUCCCUUCCCAGCAGAUGAAAGAGGGAAGGCAAGAGGUGAGAGGGGAGAAUGUGGGGAUAGAAAGUAUCUUGAGGAGGCUGGUGUUUUUUGUUUUGUUUUGCUUUGUUUUUUGCCUCCUAAUGCAGGCACUGCUGUGGGAAGGGACAUUAGAAUGGCAUGGCUGUAUGAUUGCCUGUCCUUUUGCACAAUAUACAUAACACUUUAUGCUCGGUUGGGUUCGGGGGAGCCAGACCCCUGCGUUGCGGGUAACACGUUGGUUGCUGUAAAUGAGAUCACAUUUCAUCUUCUAUCAAUCUGAACACUCUGUGUCACUCUGCAACAAGAAAUUCUCCCCCAAGCUAACAUGUCCUCUCCACUGCUGUUGCAAAUGUGAUGCGGCUGCACAUGUGUCAUGGGACCCACUUUGAUAGAGCUUAUGGCAUCUUUAGAGUAGAGAGACAAACUCCCCCCCCCACUUUUCUCCAAAUGGUUCCUUAGGAGGACCCGCUCAAGGAAAGCCUAGCUAUUAUAGUCUCUGAUGACCUUCCACCAACUGGCAAAGAUAUUAGCCAGAACUUUGGCCUCUAAGAUGACUUUUAAAUAUGUUGAAACUUGUUUUUAUUGAUGUUUACCUGGCUUACUUAUGUAUGUGUGUGUGUGUGUGUGUUUUAAAAAGUGUUGUUAUCUUUCCAUAUUUUAUUUGUACCAUUGUUAGAUGCCUUGAGCAUCAUUGGUUCAAAGCUGGGAAAUACCUGGUUGUUCCUGAUUACCAGUCAUUAAGUGUUGCUUUUCCUCCUCUCUUGAUUCACACAUUGUUGACAUUAAUCUGUCUUGAGAGACAGACCUUGAGAGACUCCCUCCAGGGGUGAAGUCAUCCCGCUGGAGAAUCCCAGUGCCUGCUGUGGCUGCAGAGAAUUGUAACUUAAACUGCAGCCUCUUGCAUUGUUUUUGCUGCAUUAGCAGCACCAGAAUGACCUCCCUGGGGCACAAGCCUGGGCAGUGUGUAUGGAGGCCAAAGAAGAAUACAAACACAGAGAGAGUCUGAACCUUUGUUUUCAGUAUCAGGCGAGCCAGUUUGCUCCUCUUAAACAGGGUGCGCAAACCACAAUCACUAGUCAAGAACAAACCUGUACUGCAGAUCAUCGUGUUUGUCUGAAAGGAAAUAAACCAUGACCCCUGGUUUGGACAUAAUGCUAAGCCAGAAAUUGUAAUUCGUUUCUCUUGUGUGGUAGCAGGAAGGAACCAAGUGGCCCAGACUGGCACAUUCACAGCAAACCAUUUACUAUAGUUCACUGUACCAUGUAAAUAAGGUAAAUAUAUACAUGUAAUUCUAGCAAAACCUUUACAUGGGUUUCUGAUGAACCAGUAAGAAUCCACAGAAAGCUGGGGCUCUGAGGAGUACAAUGAACAUAUUUGUAGCCAAAGAAGUUAUAGCCACCUUGAACUUGCAAUGGUUAUGUCGUUUUAUACACAAAAAUGCUAGCAACUCUUAGAGGUGCUUGUAUCUGAGACAUUUAGAACAAUCUUUUAGAGCAGACUGAACCUCACAGGGUUAUUGAUUUAGCCAAAUGUUUAUAUAUCACCUCAAAGUGCUCAUAUAUUUAUCCUGAAUCAGCCCCCUGCUUUCUCAGCGCUGAGUUCUGACUACAAGCCUUCCGCUCACAUGAGUUCACCCUCGAAGCAAAUCACAGGGAUGAAACAAGUCUGUUAUCAACACGAGUUUACCAUACAUCCCCGUUUCAUCAUGGCAUGCUAAAACAGUUUAGGUUGCUUCAGUAGUUAAUGCAGGCAAUUGCCGCCGGAAUCUCAUGGAUGGGUGUGGGUGGGCAGACCUGUGUCCGCAACGCAGAUCUGGUUUUAGUUUCUAAUACUUCUGCUGUUGAUCUUGCUGACUCCUUACUUGGAAUUCCCUGGUGCUGGUCCCACAACCUGUUUACCUUAUGCUGUCUGGUCUUGCACACAUGGCCAUUGGCAGCCUAGGCAGACAGACGAAAAGAGUGGCGUUGUGUCAGCUCCAGGAUGCCCUGAAUGACCUCAUUGUUUCCUAAAGAAAACUUGACAGAGGGCAACAUUGAUAUGGGACUCUACAUUGCAGUUGCUGCGGUCGCUGCUUCCCCCCCUAGAAAAAUAGGUGGUAUUACUCAUCAUGAAGUUGUUACAGUAAGUACCACACUUUUUAAACAACAACAACAAAUGAGGUGCCAGUACUGCAUACCCUUAAGUACCCCCUGGAAAAAGCACUGGCUGUAGUUCAAAGGAUGCAUCCCUGACACUCUGCAACCUCUAGGCUGAUGGCAAGGGACUGAUUUGCCUUGCUGGGGCAGAGGCAGCAAGCCUGAAGCCAUGCUUUGCCAGCAAAUGUUCUGAGGAGGCGAUUUUUUAUUUGUGUGGUAUUUUUAUUUUAAAAAUAUGCAUCUUAAAAUAGAAUAGGAACAAAAUCUACCUUGGGGUGGGAUGGGGCGGACAACACUGAAGCUUGAAUUUUGUCCCAAUUUGUUUUGCUGAAAGGCCACUAACUUUCAGAUAGGGCAAACCUAUAUUUAAACAAUGGGGCAUGUUGGUGACAGGGCAAGCAAAAAUCCAAUAGGGUUAAGUCCAGCAAUUACCCUGAUCUUUCAUUAAUAUUCCACCUGGGAAAUGCUCAUUUGGCUCCCGCCCCUGUAUAUACCAACUGAUCUACCUGGGCCAAUAUAUGUCUCAUACUUAUCUCUCAGGAGACUUAACAUGCAAGAACCAGCUGAUCAAUUAAUGACCAGCUGGAUGUUGGGCAUUUACGAAGUGUUUCCCACUGUGAGCCAUCUGAUACCAUAAUCAUGGGAAAUUGCAGUCAAACAUAACUAGGCAUGAGUGCUAGUUAGAGCAUGAAGGGGUUAAGACCACAUAGUUAGAUUCCUAGACUCAGCUAGGUCAUGCCCUCUCUCUCUGAUAAGGGAAGUAGUGAAGCUUUAUCUUCCUGUCCCCCGCCCUCUCUGUGCCAUGUAACCAACGAGGAAGGAUGUGUCUAAGCUUUGCUCCAAGCUUAGAGCAUGUAUUUGAAGCUGUCUUUCUGUAUUUUCUCCCCAAGAGUAUUCUGCCCAUGUUCUCCUUGCUGCUGCUUGGAUAAAUGCAAAUCUGACCUUUGAAUCUGUAAGUAAAACAUUUUUAACUUACUUAGCAGUUUGCGGUCUGUUCAUUGCAAGAGGGGUAGAAAAGAGGGGAGUGCUGUUUGCAAGCAGACUAAAUGGGACAAAAGGGUCUAACAACCUAUAUUCCUAAUGCUAUACUGCUGCUUGACUUUUGUGAGUUUAAACUCUGAUAUUUGGGGCUCUAUUCUGCUGGAGUGUGAGUUUAGCCCCAUGUUUUGAAUCCAGGCACCUAUCAGAUUCUUUUGUUAUUCCCCCCCCAUGGGUCACAGGGGUUCUAUUUCCUUCCCACAAUACAAAGAUGUAAAGGUGUCCUGUGAUUCGCAGGUGGGUUGUGCUAGGCUCUGCUGCCUCUCUACUGAACUAUUUGCCUGUCUUCAGGACAACAGUUCCAAAAUAUGUUCAGGUGUCUGUAUCAUAGUACAAAUCACAAAGUAGGAAGUUUUCCUCAAAGAGGAGCUGAACCAAUGUUGACACCCCCCUUUUAUGGUUAACACAGGAAAUAUUUCCAAGAAGAUGAUCGAAACACUUAAAGAAAUAUAUAACUGACUGGGUAGAAGCUGCUGAGGGUCAAAAUGGGCAAUAUUGAAUGAAUGAAAAGGCUUAUCUGGGGAGAAAAAAUGAGCAGACUGCACCAAAUGAGAAGAAACACUAAAAUAUCAAAUUACUACGACUAAAGUGCUAAAAUAGCUAAAGAUGAAGUUACAACGCCAGGGCAAGACAAGCUAAAAUAGCUCAAAAAAGUUACUUCUUCAAUUUGAAAAAUAGGCACGAUUACUCCCAGGCACUGAACAAAAGCAAGUGCCUCUGUCUGAUGGCAUCUGGCAAAUCUCCACACUAGCAUCACCUGAAUUACUACACUGCAUGAAGCAGCGUUUACAGCCAAUGAAAAAGCAUUUCAGUUUAAUUUCAAAUUACAAUAAUGGGCAAGGGAUGAGUAAUCAAGGCAAGGAAGAGAGAAGGCAGUUGUAAGUAUCUGGAGGGGAUCUCAACAAAGGAAGCUACCUUACACCGAGUCAGACCAUUGUUGCAUCCAGCUCAGCACUCCCUGCACUGACUGGCAGGGGCUCUCCAGGGUUUCAAACUGGAGGCAUUCCCAGUCCUACUGGGAGAUGCUGAUAGACAAUGCUAAGCUAGCCAGACCAUGAUGGUCUGACUCCAUAUAAGGCAGCUUCCUGUGUUCCUGUGUCUGCCUGACUUCGGCACUGAAUGGUUGCAGAAUCUACACACAGAGAGGAUUUGAAAUAUGGGCAAGCUUGAAAGGCUGUACCUGUAACUUUGUUAGGUUCCUAGUGAAAAGUCAUCUUUGGAUACAGAAAAUGAGGUUGCAUUGUUAUCAGGAAGAAUACCCCCUGCCCCAAACAAACAGAAGAUCACAUACUGUUAUUUCCCUGUACUAUAGAAGCACAUUAGGGUAUCCUGUUUGGCCAGAGCAGUGGCUAGGUGAUCUUGCGCCCCUGGCAAAACUGUCCAGAUUGCACCCCCUAGCCACGGACAAAUUAGCUCUUCUUUCCACCUCUCCUCCAACCCACCCCCAUUCAAUUAACCCUCUGUUUAAAACCUUUUCUUAUGAGGAAAUAGUCAAUAUUUUUAUUUAUAGAUAUAUUUAUUUUAAAGCCGAUAUUUAUUUUAAAGCUGAUUUUGCGCGCCCCCUCGCCUGUGCCCCUGGUGAGGGCCCACCUCGCCACCCCCUAGCUACAGCCCUGUGUUUGGCAACAGCCUUUUUGAUACGUCAUACUUAGAAUGGUAUAAAGGUAAAGGGACCCCUGACCAUUAGGUCCAGUCACGACCGACUCUGGGGUUGCAGCGCUCAUCUCGCUUUAUUGGCCGAGGGAGCCGGCGUACAGCUUCCAGGUCAUGUGGCCAGCAUGACUAAGCUGCUUCUGGUGUACCAGAGCAGCACACGGAAACGCCGUUUACCUUCCCGCCGGAGUGGUACCUAUUUAUCUACUUGCACUUUGACGUGCUUUUGAACUGCUAGGUUGGCAGGAGCAGGGACGGAGCAACGGGAGCUCACCCAGUCACAGGGAUUCGAACCGCCAACCUUCUGAUCAGCAAGUUCUAGGCUCUGUGGUUUAACCCACAGCACCACCCGCGUCCCUCUAGAAUGGUAUAGCUGUGAGCAAUUUCCAUGACUAGUUUUAAGGUAGGGUCACAACCAAGGUGGCUAAUCACAUGCAUUCAGCACCCACCUUGUUCACUGACUCACUGCCUUUCCUUAUCAACGUAAGCUACCUAGCGUUUGCAGAGGAAGUGAUGCAGAACUGCUAACCUCAAUCAGUCAAGUUUCCCACCCCUCUCCCAUGAUUAUAUAUAUAUUUUUAAAUUUACAUUUUGAGUUAUUUUUGUUUUCCUUUCGGAAGCCAAGCUGGUUGACUUUAUUCUUGUGGAAAGCAUGAAAAUUCAGAUUAAUAUUUCAUUUCCUAUUUGCUAAAGGAAUCAUAUUUGAAUUUUAUUUUUAUUACAAAUAAACACAGGCUCCAACUAGGUUGCCAGUAGUAUUAACACUCUUUAUUCCUUCCCAGAACCAAAAUUGAAUAAAUAACAAUAAAGAAGAAGGAAGUUUUUUUAGAACAAACAAAGCUCAGUGUGGGGUGGCGAUAGGAAAGGCUGCACGUGUGUUUGAAAUAAUGGAGAAGAAAAAUCAAAUGAAUAUUAUUAACACUAUUCAAAAGUAACCUGCAAUUUAUGGUAAAACUCUUCCGUUAUGCAUUAAAAAAAUUCUAUACAGAAGUUUAUCACACAUGUCUUUGAAGGGUACAUAGUUAAUCUCUGCUUUCAUUUGGGAAACUGAGGUUGCAGGUUCUAUACUCAGUGAAUCUAGGGCUAAGCAGAGAUUUCAUAGAUCUUAAGUUUAGCUUUGAUACCUAUCCAUUGCACUAUUACAUCAAUUUUGUGAACAAAUUUAUAAGCUUUCCUUCCCAGUUUCAAAAUUCCAGAAAUUUUAUUAUAUUUAAAUAGAGCAUUCCCCAAAACAUUUUUCAAGAUAUAAUUAUAAUCUAUUGGAAGAAGAUGUUUCUUUCUGUGGUCAUGUUCAUUAAUUUUAGUGAGGUUAUUCUAAGUAGGUCUGACAUUGGAUACAACCCACAGUGCAGAGCACAUUUGCUGCAAACUAUUUGCUGUUCAUCUUGGAUAUUGAAAGAAUAUAAUAGCCAUCAAUGGAGAGAUGUGUAGUCCAUCAGAUGUUUUGAUAUACAAGUUUUGGAGAGCAAUGGAGGUCUUCUCUUGGUUCUUACUUUUGUGUACAUUAUGGACUCCUGUAUUGCCAGCUUGCAAAGUUGCUUGGUCUUGCCACGUGAUCUGGUUGCUCACCCAAGCAGACCGUUUGCACAUUUUGUAGCAUUUGAACUGACCCUUGGUGUGUUGCUCCAUGAAGUCAGUCUCACAGCAGCAUAUUUGAACCUGAGUCUCUUUACGUCCAGGGUGAACAUUCUGUCCUGGUACCAGAGUGACUCUGUAGCAACUCUCCUACUGCCAGCAACUUUGUGGAAAAAAGAGUUGAGAUGGAGCUAUUUAUAUCUAUAAAUAAAUAAGUAAUAAUAAAUACAUAUUUUCAGAUUAUGGGCAGUUCGGAAGAAGAUGAGAUUCCAAGGGGUGGCUUAGAGGAAAAUAAUCCAGUCUGGCUUCUUCAAGGACUCCUUAUAAAAGCAUGACUAUGUUUUGUUUUCUAAAAACCAUGUCGCUUCUUAGGAGCAUACAAAGGGAGAGGAGAGACAGCAUGCCCACCGAACUUUUAGCUUUUGCUGAAUGGUAAACAGCACCUUCUGCUUCUAGAGUUCUUUGAGCCUGCUUGUUUGUUUCUGCUGUUAGUCUCUAGUGUCAAAAGCAAUAGUGACACACUUAGCUCAAGAGCCAGCUGCCUUCUGUGGGAUUCAUUUGUAUGCCAUACUGCCUGUUCCCGAUUCCCUCCUACCCCCAAACAAAUGCUGGCUGUGCCGUCUUGCUGCUUGGCUUGGAAUGGCCCCAGAUUUUUGGGCGAGUUUAUAUCGCAAUAAAGAGCUCCUUUCUCUCCCGCCAGUACCGCCGAGCCUGCUUCUGUUUGGUGGCUCCCAUGAGGGAUCUCAAAAUUACAGCAACAAGCAGCCUGAGAAAACCCAGUUUGCAACGGGAGGUUGCCAUGGACAGUAAGAAUGGAAAAGUCCAUACAGGCAAGAAGCCAUGUACAAGAAUUGGAUUAACAGCUGGUAAGAGCAAUGUACUACCCUGGCAAGCUUGGUAGUAUGGGCAGGGCAAGGACUCUGGCAGAGGAGAAUUGGUGGGUGGGUGAUAGGGAUGAGUAAGUCCUUCAAUUCCAGUUCUCUCUGUUUCUCUGCUUCCUAAUCUUAAAUUUCCACAUUUCCACAGCAAUCUGAGAAAAUCCCCCCAAAACACAUUUUUGUAUGCUAUUUUGACAAAUAUACAUGGUUUUGUAGAUAAUUUCCUGUAAUACAAUACCUAUUUGUAUGUUAUUUUCACUAAUAUAUGUAUUUUAGUGCACACGUAACCCUACUACGUGCAUUUUCUACACAUUGCUUGUAUUGCAAAAUUGGAAGAAGUGCGAAUUUCAAAAGGUUUAGUUCAAAUAAUGCUUAAAAAAGUGCAGAUUUGGUAGGUUCACUUUAAAUGUGAACUGAAUCAAAUUUAUCCCUCAUCCCUAGUGGCGGAUGUGGCUGAUUCAUCCUUCCAUUGCUGACUGAUCCUUCUCCUAUACUCUACCCCACCCCAGUCUGGCUUACUACUCCCAGAGCUGGGUAGGGAGAAAUAUAGGGUUGGGGCACCUAGGGGGAGAGGAUACAUAACCAGAGAACUGGUGGACAGGGGAGGGGUUAUAUUAAAUAUCUCCCUCAUUUAUCAUGUUGGGUAUUGGGGAAUGUGGGGGACACCACACAAAGAGCCUGGCCUGUUUACAAAAAAACAACAACAAAAAAACCCACAAAAGUUUUGGGGGUGAAGAUUGGGGCUUUUUAGUUUAGAGGAAAAGGUGAGUAAGGAGGAACAUGAUAUAGACCUAAAAAACAUGCAUCAAGCAGAGAAAGUGAACAGAGACACAAUUUGAUGCAUAAUUUGAUCGGUCAUUCAAUGUAGCUGAACUGUAGAAGAUUCUAUAUUGAUAAGAAUAACAGCACAUAAUUGUGGAAUUCACUAGCAUAGAAUAGGGGAUGGCCACCAAUUUGAAUGACAUUAGAUAAAUCCCUAAAUGAUAAAGCUAGUAAUGGCUACUAGACAUGAUGGCUGCAGAGAGGAUGAGAGGCCUCUGAAUGCCAGUCGCUGGAGAACAACAGGUGUCUAGUUGGCUGCUAUGGGAAACAAAAUGUUUGAAUAAUAGGCAUUUGGUCUGAUCCAGGAAGGCUCUUAUUAUGUUCUUAGCUGGCAGAAUAUUUUGGACAGAAAAAUUCAAUGCUGUCAAAAAAUAUGUCACCCUAUAAAUCCCUCUCCUGUAUCACUAGCGGUGGAGUGCAAGAUGGUAUCUCAUGUGCUUGUGCUCUGUGAAUGUGUCCUGGAACAGGCACUCUAAGCCCCAAAACUGUCAGGUCUAUUAUCAAUGCAUAUGUGCAAAGGAACACUCUGAUUUUUAAAGGAACUGAUACAGCCUAAUCAUUGACCUCGUGGAUAUCAUCUUGGUGGUGAGUCCUGGAAGACCUGCUCUCGCUUGCAGGCCUUUUCUCACCUGGCCUUGGAGGGCAGGGCCCGAGCUGACUCCAGCCACAAAAGCCGAGGCUGCUGGGGUUGGGCUGGGGUAUUGUUUUGCUGGGCUGGAGUUGUUGCUGUUAAUUUUUUUGUAUCUUUAUUUUGUAUCUUACGAUUUAUGUAGAAAUUGUUCAAUUUGGUUAUGUGUUUUUUAUGUUUGAUUUAUUGUUUAUGACUACUUUUGUUAUGUUUGUAGUCAUGUAACUUUUUUUAAGCCACCUUGAGCAUGGUCUUAACUUUGGAAAGGCGUCGUACAAAUAAUAUGAAUUGAUCAAUCGAUAUGGGGAAAGUCACGGGAGUCACUCAAAAUAUACCACUGCUUCUUCUGUUGAAGUGAUACAACUCUCUACAUUUGUAAAGAAUCUAUGUUCCUGAUCAGCUUCUGCAAAAUGCCAGUGAGAAAAUAAACCUAGCCUAUUACUUUUUUUUCUUCCAAAGGUUGAACUAACCAAGGUUAGCUGAGUCCCAGAAUAAACAAUUUUUACCCUCAGGCCAAAGGCAUGUUUGAUAAGUGAUUUCUCCAUCAGGAUAAGAAGCAUGUAUUAGAAGAAUAUUCCCAGGUGCUCAGUGGUACAUGCUGAGUUUGCGCCUUAGCCUGAAGUUUUAUGAUUUUCUGGGUGUUUGUCGUGAUUUUAGAAAGCUAUUUUCACUGAUUUUUUAGAACCUGAAUUAUAUGUUAGUACUUGUUAGAACCAUAAGCAAUAUUUUCUUCUUUUCCUAGACUUCUCAGGAUGCAUGUAUCACAGUCCAGUCCUUGGAUGCCCCCAGAUGCCUCUCAAAUACUGACCUUGAGUUGGAGGAGCUUGUCUUAGAUGCCUCGCAUUUAACCUUCCCAAGGCACGGUUUGAGGGGAAAUAAUCACCAACCUUACAUUGUAUUAUCAUCUAGUAAGCAUUUUCAUGCACAUUUCUCCUAAUAUACAUAUUUUUGUAUGGAAGCUUAUAUAGUAUUUGCAUUUUUGAAAAUGACUAUCCCCUAACAGAAUGCAUUUUCAUACAUUAUUCUCAUGAAUAUCUGCAAUUUUGUGUAGACUUUUCACUAACACAUACAUUUUUGUGUGCAUUGUUUGGUUAGAGACUCGGGAACAUUUGAGACAAGACUCCAGGGUUCAAACUCAACCAAACCCAAAUCGGUUGGCAUGGAUUUGUAAUUUGAGGUUUUAAGCCCAGGUCACAGCAUCUUGGUCAUGUUGUGGGGUGCUACCUAUGCCUGGUCAUACGUGAGCCUGCCUGAUCACAGUCAAAUCUGACUAUUAAGCAGCACAUUCCUCUGGGAGCGAGAGUAUUUCUAAACGCAGUGUUAAAUAAUAAUUACUGUAAUUCUUUAUAACCCUUUGGACUUCACAUUAAACACACACUAAGCAAGAUGGGACCCAUAAAAAUGAAUGUUGCCAUUACGGUAUCCAGAAUUAUAAAUGGGCUCUUACUGUUAACUGCCAGAAGUGGGUGUAGAAUACAGCAGAAGACAUAAGACCCGUAUUCAAAUACAUUUGGACGGAGGGGGAAACACACAAAUGUUUGGAGAUGCAGGAAAGAUCUUUCCUAUUUUUAGAUAACUGACUUGGGUCACCUUGAAAUUCACCAAAUACUCCCCCCCCCAACUGUUUGAAGACUUCACAUAACUGAACUUCGAUUUAAAGCCUUGACUCUCUUAUUCGGCUUAGAUCCUUGUCUAAGGUGGUUUCCUCCAGUAUAGUUUUUAAUUACUGCUUCAGUAUAAAUUACACAUGGAAGACUUUCCUUCCUGUAGCUGCAGGGAAGUUUCUAAGCACAUCACAUCACAGAUCCAGUGUGCUUAUGGCAGGCAGUAUUAUUUCUAGCACACCCAAUCAGUGCAAAACGAUGACAAAACAGGAAUUUGAGUAAGGCUUUUUCAGGCAACAACAACAACAAAAACCCUCAGCAAAUUGGCAUUAGGGAAGUCACUGGAGUGGAGGAAUGAUGUCCUUCUGUUCCAUAUUUCCGUCUAGUCCCUAGCAGUUCAUCAUACAAAUUUGUGAUUGGCAUCCUACAGCAGCCCCAUCCUCUCCUCUUCCUUGGAACUGCUUGCUUUGAUUUUUCAGCACCACCCAGAUGCUAGCUUUUGUACACAUGAGAGAUCUAUGCUCCCAUGUUUCCCCAGGUUUUGGGGUUCCAUGGCAAAAAUAUUAGGAACCUAUACAACCCCAGGGUGCAUUUUCCCUCCUGAAGGUAGUUUCUUACAGUGCUACUACUGGGUCAAACCGACUCAACAGCAAUCUGACAUAUUUGAGUGCUGGUCAAAUAGGGGCUCAGUGAUGACCACAGCCAAUCCAGGCUACUGCCAUAUUGCAACUGACCUAUAACUAACCAAGGACAAUUGUGAGCUUUUUGAACAAGAAGGUGAUAUGUUGCUGAUGUGCUGUGUCAAACUAGCCCCAGCAAAAUUUUUCAGUAAUUGGAAGCAAGGGUUGUGGGAUAUCAAUAGGAAACUGCUCAGUAGUUGGUCACAUAUGAUAGUGUUGCAAGACCAGGAAAAAACUUAGUGAGAGGCCAGGAAGUGGUGAAGCAGAGUCUGUGGGGGAAAGUUCUGUCUCCCAUACUAAUUCUUUCCAAACAGAAGCACUGUUAUGUUUCACAUUAAUGUGCCGAUAAUUAACUGUAUAUACUUAGAAGCAAGUAAUACUGAUUUCAGCAAGAUUUAUGUCCAGCUAAGUAUGUUUAAGAUUGCAGGCUUAAUUUAAAAUUCUAAUUAAGAUUCUAUUAAUGUUUUUAUUUAGGGACAAACUAAACAUUAUGAGGAAGAACUGUAAUUGGAUCUCCCAAUGUAUUUUUAUUUUCCUGAAAGAAAAGAAAUGCACACAGGAUGUCCCAAAAUUGGUUUGGGACUAUAAUGUAGGAGAAAAGAGGUUAACCCUUUCAUCCCAUCUCAUGGAAAGCCCCAAGAGCAAUGUAGAGGAAAGUAUACAGGGAUCACUGCUUCCCCUGUGCCGUGGCUCCAGUGCACCCCUUAGAAGGAGAAGAGGUAGAAAGGCAGAUGCAGUCAAGGACCUCCCACGUAAUGCCUCAAACUGGUUACCUCAAACUUAUCCAUGUGUCUUUCGCUCCCAUCCUUCAGUUAGGUUCAGGCAAGAUGUUUAUGCCAAAGUGUUCUGGUCCCUUUGCUGAGAUUCUCCUUAUUAGUGCAUUCUGCCUGCAUCUCAGAGAAAGCUGAAGCAAGCCAUAGCGAUUGGCUGGAGCUAAGGCAGAAUGUAUGAAAGUAUACAUGAACGCAUUGGCAAAGGGGGUGAACUGCUUGCUCAUAAAACCAUUUAAUACAUGCUGCCAAAGUCCUGAGCUCCAGCCAGCAGCCAAAGCAAACAGCUUGAAUAGUAAGGCACUGCACUCUGCCAGCAAGACAGGAACAAAAGGUGGGGAAGACAGUUUUCUGGGUGGGCUAUUGUUCCAUUGUACCACCUAUGGAACUGGGCCUUUGGUGCAAUUUUCAUUCACAGCUACAAAAGUCACAAACCACAUUUUUGUGAAUUUAACCAGAUAGAAUUUGAACACACAGGGAAGACUUAGGGACCUGAUAUUUCCUAACCUGACAGCAAUAGCAAUCAACAUGUCUUUUACAGCUUCACUGUAUUAAUCUAGCAACACCAUGUCAGCUUAACCUGAACUUCUAAAGUGGAAUGUAUGAAUGAGGCUUACAUCCUAUUCACAUUUAUUUGCAGGUAAGUCCUAUUAAGUUCAAUGGUUCCGCUGAGAAAAUAUGCAUCAGAUGGCCCUUUGAGGAAAGUUAAAUAAGAUAUAGGGCUUGUUUACUGAAUGUCCAUUUAUGAGAUAUACAAUCUGCAAACAUGUUUUCUUUUUCACUGUUUCAGGUGUGAGGCCCCGAGUGCAACAGUCAACAUGGUGGGCUUCACACAGUCACCAUGAGGAUAUUCCAGGGAGAAAGGGACCUGCUCCCUAGGUGUACUGUGUACCCUUGUAGGGUUGAACCAAGAACACGAAAAGAUGCAUUCUCAAAUGCUCAGUAAAUUCCCUUCAAAUGGUGAGAAAGGUUGGGUCUGCCAGUUUCAAACAAUGCAAACUCUGGGGCCACGAGGCCACUUUGAGAGAAUUAGUGAAGAUUAGUGAAUUCUGGCCGUGAAAUAAUUUAGACCUAUUGGUACCUAUUCAGUAGAUCCAGUCUAUUUUCACCUUCGUUGGUUUCCAAUUAGUUUCUGGACCCACUUCAAAAUCCUGGUUAUGACCUAUAAUGUAUACAUGGCUUGGGAUGUCCAUACCUGAGGGAAGAUUUCCUUCUGUAUGUACUUCCUACCUGUAUGUACUUCAGCCCCUAUCUGAGUUCUACCUCUGACCAAACUUUGGAAGGUGGUCACGACAGAGAGGACCUUUUUGGUGGUGCACCCCCCCCAACCGGAUACUUUCCCAAAGGAAGCACACAUGGUGUUCAUGUUGUUGUCUUUUUAACUUCAGCCUGACUCCCCCCCCCCCAUUUUAAAAUCUCCUCAUUUUAGUCCGUGUGGCAUGACUGGUGGUUUCAGCUGAGCUGGGGGGGGGGGGUGUUUUCAAAAAGCUCCUGUGAUUGGCAUGAUAUUGAUG